This is a messenger RNA of Penicillium nucicola, 1110 nucleotides long. Its product is annotated as TatD family hydrolase. Gene Ontology annotation, molecular function: hydrolase activity, acting on ester bonds. The transcript has a single exon. NCBI's taxonomy places the organism in Eukaryota, Fungi, Ascomycota, Eurotiomycetes, Eurotiales, Aspergillaceae. The coding region runs from base 1 to 1110 and encodes 369 amino acids. The record is from RefSeq and is a predicted model, not a curated record.
AUGUCCCAGCCUUUCCCCUGGGACAUUGGCGUCCAUGAUGCCCACUGCCAUCCCACAGACACUAUGGCAUCGGUAGCAGAUAUCCCGCAAAUGAAAGCGACCACUCUAACAAUAAUGGCUACGCGGGGCGAAGAUCAAGACCUGGUACAACAAACAGCCAUGUCACUUGGCAAAUCAGAGCAGUCCCCAGAAAAAGCAAUUCCAUGCUUUGGGUGGCAUCCCUGGUUUUCACACCAGAUUGUGGACGAUACCGAUGCAAACACUGCUCAGACAAAAGAAGAUCAUUACAUGGCGGUACUGUCACCCCCACCAAUAGACGACCAUACAUUCAUCAAUGCUCUUCCGACUCCAAAACCACUGUCAGAGCUUAUCGUGGAGACCAGAAAGCGACUCCAAUCAUGUCCAAACGCUCUAGUCGGCGAAAUUGGGUUGGACAAGGCCUUCAGACUCCCGGGUAUUUGGUCACCAGAUGAACUUGACAAGCGAGAUGACCAAUUAACACCCGGCUCACGAGAGGGACGACGUCUCUCCCCGUAUAAAGUGAAGCUAGAACACCAGCGCACAAUCCUCAAAGCACAGCUACAGUUAGCUGGGGAGAUGGACCGCCCUGUUUCGAUGCAUAGCGUACAAGCACACGGCGCGUCAUUUGAUACUCUAAAGGAAUUAUGGAAAGGCCAUGAACGGGUCAUUCUCUCACGAAGGAAGAGAGAUAAACAACAGGAUGCGGAGGGGGCAGUGUCUGAGGAUGAAACAUCUACACCAGAUAGUAAAAGCCCGCCUCCUUUCCCACCACGCAUCUGCAUGCAUUCAUAUUCUGGUCCUGUGGAGCCGAUCCGACAAUUUUUGCAUCAAUCGAAUCCAUCAGAUGUUUACUUUUCUUUCUCGAGUCUGAUCAACUUCAGUGGAGCUCCGGCGAAGAAAAUCGCGGAUGUUAUCAAGGCUUUGCCUGAUAACCGAAUUUUGAUCGAGAGUGAUCUCCAUACCGCGGGUCCGCAGAUGGAUGCACUACUCGAAGAUGUCGCUCGAAAGAUCUGUAACCUUCGUGGAUGGGAAUUGAGACAUGGUGUUCAAGUGCUUGCAGAUAAUUGGCGACGGUUCGUUUUUGGGUAG